Messenger RNA from Aphanomyces astaci, 1035 nucleotides. RefSeq lists its product as hypothetical. Lineage: Eukaryota; Oomycota; Saprolegniomycetes; Saprolegniales; Verrucalvaceae. The record is from RefSeq and is a predicted model, not a curated record. Bases 1 to 1035 code for a protein of 344 amino acids. Gene Ontology annotation, molecular function: zinc ion binding; nucleic acid binding. The transcript has 4 exons.
AUGGACCAGUAUGAGGCUUACAUGCGUAAGAUCCGUCUCGCCAAUGCCCAGCGACCCGGUGGACAGCAAGUCUACCAGAUGCCUCUCAGCGGCUGUAUUGACCUGCUGUCCGUGGAGCGUGUCGCCUUCUGGGAGAUUGCCAAGCCAAGCCAUGAGCUAACCGGGGAAGACUGGCAAGACUUUUGCCUUGGAGCUCGCAAUGGAGAUCCUCGACUUCGAGGCUACGCUGGUUCUCUCAACAUGGAAGGUUUCGCUGAGUCUGAGCCCAAGCUUACGGUGGAUUUCCUGAUGGCUGCCAUAAUGCCACCUGCUGUGCAGAAGCGUGUGUGUGAGCUCAUGAAGCUCUAUGAGAACCGUAGCUACAAUAAGGAUGCCCGAGCGUUCAAGAACUGGCUCGCCGAAUAUAUGCGUCAUUACGGCGAAUUCGAUCCAUUGGGUCCCUAUCACCACUUCACCCAGAAGGACGGGAAGUGCUUCAAAUGUUUGAGCGCUGGUCACAACGUGUUCAAGUGUCCCAAGGUGGCCGAUGGCGAAGCCCGUCUGUUGAUGGAUCGGGCCAAGGCCAUCUGGGCCGAAGCCCAAGGCGAAGGCAAGAUGGAGAAGGCGGUAACCAUUGCCAAAGAGGUGAAGACAGUUGAGCCAACUCUGGAUGCCUCGUUCGACAGUGGUGCGGACCAGAGCGUGAUCCCUCCCAAGACGUUCCAGUUGUUGAAGGACGCCGGGCGUGACGUGGUCGUGACGGAUCUGCCGACACCUGUUUUGGUCCGAGGUUUUGUGGGCCCCAGCCAUACGGUGACCCAAGAAGUUAAGCUGACGCUCAAGUUCGAGACCGAUGUUAGCUCCCUGGUGUUGGCUAACGUCAAGUGCUGGCUCUUUGUCGGAAACCUGACAGCUGGUGUGGGUGACAUCCUGCUUAGCCGUCCUAUCAUGCACAAGCUAGGCUACGACCCGCAGUCUAUGCUACGUGAAGCUGCCGCGGUGUUCAGCGAAUACGACAUGGAAUACGUGGAGUCUACCAGUGGUGUGGUGUGGUGA